AAGUAGUCCAUGAUUCUAUACCUAACAUAACCUCUACGUAUAACCUCUAUUUUACGAGUAGAUAGGUAGUUGCUUGCUACUUCGUUAAAUUUUUAAAAAAAGGUACUUGUCAUGGGUUUUCAAAUGUUAAUGAUCAGAAAACAUAUUCGGUGUCCAUUUGGUUCCAUUUUUAAAACACUAGAAGCCAUUAGCAAACUAAACAAGCCUAAUUGCAAAUAUAUGUCCAGUUACAAGAAAUACGCCGAUCAUAAGGACUUAAGCAAUAUCAGAAAUAUCGGUAUAUCGGCACACAUUGAUUCCGGAAAGACCACUUUGACCGAACGUAUUUUGUUUUACACUGGACGGAUCGAGGCUAUGCAUGAGGUGAAAGGAAAAGACAAUGUAGGGGCCACUAUGGACUCAAUGGAACUAGAGAAGCAAAGAGGAAUCACAAUUCAAUCAGCAGCUACCUAUACUCUGUGGAAAGAUCAUAAUAUAAAUAUAAUUGAUACUCCAGGUCAUGUUGAUUUUACCGUUGAAGUGGAAAGAGCAUUGAGAGUGUUGGACGGAGCUGUGUUAGUUUUAUGUGCUGUAGGGGGGGUUCAAAGUCAAUCUCUAACAGUAAAUAGGCAAAUGAAAAGGUACAAUGUACCAUGUAUUGCUUUUAUAAAUAAAUUAGAUAGGAUGGGAGCUAGUCCUACAAGAGUACUUUCUCAAAUGAGAUCAAAAAUGAACCAUAAUGCAGCAUUUAUUCAACUACCAAUAGGUCUUGAAGGUGACUGUUCUGGCUUGGUAGAUAUAAUAUCCCAAAAAGCAAUUUAUUUUGAUGGUCAAUUUGGGGAAAUGGUGCGCUAUGAUGAAAUCCCAAAAGAUAUGCAAGUUGAAACAAACGAACGAAGACAUGAGUUAAUAGAGCACCUUUCAAAUGUUGAUGAGCAUAUGGGAGAAAUGUAUUUAGAAGAAAAAUCUAUUUCUGAACAAGACAUUAAAGCGGCAAUCCGCAGAACUUGCUUGAAAAAAACUUUUACUCCUGUUAUGUUAGGGACUGCAUUAAAAAAUAAAGGAGUUCAGCCGCUUUUGGAUGCAGUGUUGGAUUAUUUGCCAAAUCCUGGGGAAGUGACGAAUUAUGCAUUCAAAAAAAUGAGCAAAGGAGAGGAACCUCAAAAAAUUUUACUGGAUCCCAAAAGAAGUAACGAUAAGCCCUUUGUAUCUUUAGCUUUCAAACUAGAGGCUGGACGCUUUGGUCAGCUGACUUACAUGAGGUGUUAUCAAGGAAUGCUGAAGAAGGGGGACACAAUUUACAAUGCGCGCACACAAAGAAAAGUUAGGAUUGCCAGAUUGGUCAGGCUGCAUUCAAACACAAUGGAAGAUGUCAGUGAGGUAUAUGCCGGAGAUAUAUUUGCCGUGUUUGGAGUCGAUUGUGCUAGUGGUGACACGUUUGUGACAGAUCUCAGUGAGGAAAUAUCCCUUGAAUCAAUUUUCGUGCCAGAGCCGGUGGUAUCCAUGGCCAUCAACCCUGUAAACAAUAAAGAUCGAGACAAUUUCUCAAAAGCUAUAGCCAGGUUUACCAAAGAAGAUCCCACAUUUCACUUUCAAUUCGAUUCCGAUAAUAAAGAGACAAUAGUAUCUGGGAUGGGAGAGCUACACCUGGAAAUCUACGCUCAGAGGAUGGAGAGAGAGUACAGUUGCCCUGUGGUUUUGGGUAAACCGAAAGUCGCGUUUAGGGAGACAUUGGUAAGCCCUUGUGAGUUUGACUACCUGCAUAAGAAGCAGUCUGGUGGUCAAGGCCAAUACGCCAGAGUCACGGGAAUUUUAGAACCUCUACCUCCACAUAAAAAUACCAUACUCGAAUUUGUUGAUGAAACUGUGGGCACAAAUGUACCCAAACCAUUUGUGCCUGGAAUUCGGAAGGGCUAUUUAGCAAUGGCCGAAAAGGGAUUGCUGGCAGGCCAGAAAUUGUCCGGUUUGAAAUUUAGAUUGAUAGACGGUGCACAUCACAUUGUUGAUUCUAGCGAACUGGCGUUCUUUUUGGCUGCCCAGGGAGCUAUAAAAGAAGUAUUUGAGAAUGGGGUUUGGCAAAUUCUAGAACCUGUUAUGUCAGUAGAAGUUACUGCACCUGAUGAGUUCCAAGGAACCGUUAUGACACAGUUGAAUAAACGCAAUGGUAUAAUAACAGGAGUAGAGGGAACAGAAGGAUGGUUCACACUAUAUGCAGAAGUACCUUUAAAUGAAAUGUUUGGUUAUGUCGGAGAGUUGCGUUCCAGUACUCAAGGCAAAGGGGAGUACAGCAUGGAAUAUAGCCGGUACACCCCCUGCCUACCCGAAGUACAGGAAAAACUCAUUCUGGAAUACCAAAAAGCAACGGGGCAGAUUCCAGAACAAAAAAAGAAACGAAAUUAAUAAAAUAAAUACCAAUUGAAUUGUAUAUUUAUUGUAUAAUAGUCUUAAUUAUUUUAACUUGUGAUAUUGUUUCAAUAAAGAUUUUUUUUCAAAAUAUCAAA
Messenger RNA from Cylas formicarius (sweet potato weevil), 2480 nucleotides. It is a transcript of the gene mEFG1, whose product is annotated as elongation factor G, mitochondrial. NCBI's taxonomy places the organism in Eukaryota, Metazoa, Arthropoda, Insecta, Coleoptera, Brentidae. Gene Ontology annotation, molecular function: GTPase activity; GTP binding; translation elongation factor activity. The transcript has 4 exons. Gene Ontology annotation, cellular component: mitochondrion. Gene Ontology annotation, biological process: mitochondrial translational elongation. The record is from RefSeq and is a predicted model, not a curated record. Bases 112 to 2379 code for a protein of 755 amino acids.